ACAUACAAUCUUUCAGUUCUUCUCUCACUCCUAAUUUCUCCACUCUCAAUGUCUAGCUCGACGCGCCGCGGCCAAAGGCAAAGACACGGACCCUCGGCCAGCUAGUCCAACAUUAGCUCCGCAGAGCCAAAGAGAUUGGGGGAGCAGAGACAGGAGCGACUAGAAACAAACCCGCGCCGCAUCAUGACGGCGACGAUGGAUUACAACGUGGCUAAGAUGAAGAUGGAGUGCGUCCAUGGCUUUGACCCAGACUACACACCUCCCGCAACAAGAGCGACAAAUGACUCGACCUGAUUGGGUCUGAGAUCUAGUCUGUGAGCCUUGAGAUUGCACCCUGGAUCUGCGAGUAGUCUCUCUCCCCUCUCUUUCUGCACUGCAUUGCUCCGCGCUGCACUACCUACUGCACCUGGCCACACACUGGACCUCCUCGUCCUUCUCGGACACCUCCCAAUGCGAAAGGACCGCGCCACGGCGGACGGCAGAUCACCCUUGCCUGGCCACUGGUGCCGCCCCCCGGCCGCGGACUAAGCAGAGGCGGGUGGCUCUGUCUCUUCCAUAUAUAUCAUGAUCGUCCUCCGCCUGUCCAAGGGCCUUUUUUUGGAAGAGAAGACACCAGCUCACUUAUCCUCCCUGGAUCUCAGUAUCAGAUCCUAUCCAUUCACUCAUUCCGUCUCUUUCGUCUAGCAGUCGUCAACAUGUCAGUAUUACGUUACCUUCUUCCGACCCUGGCCUUGGCGCUGGGAGCCAUCGCCGAGUCUCGCAACAUCCAGUUGGACCUUACUUGGGAGACGGCCUCCCCCGAUGGCUUCGCCAGAAAGAUGAUUCUGGUCAACGGCCAGUUCCCCGGACCAAGAAUCGAGCUCACCGAGGGCGACGAUGUCACCGUCAAGGUCACCAACAACAUCCCAUAUCCCGCGACCGUCCACUACCACGGUAUUGAGAUGCUCAACACCCCCUGGUCCGAUGGUGUCCCCGGCCUCACCCAGCGACCCAUCCAGCCCGGCGGCAGCUUUGAGUACAAGUGGAAGGCCACCCAAUACGGUGCCUACUGGUACCAUGCACACUACGAGGGCCUCAUCGAGGAUGGUCUCUAUGGCGCCAUCACCAUCCACCCUGCCGCCUCUCACCAGAAGCCCUUCAGCCUGAUCUCCAGCGACGGCGCCGCCGUCCACGCAAUGGAACAGGCCGAGAAGAAGGUUGUUCCUCUUAUUUUGUCCGACCACCGCCACAUGAUCUCCGAGGAGGUUCACGAUCUUUCUGCGGCGGCCAACAUCCAAUUCUCAUGCUACGACUCUUUUCUGUUCAACGGAAAGGGCAGCGUCCAGUGCCGUACCCCCGAGCAAAUUGACGCGCUCUUGACCCAGGAGCGAAAGGAUGUCUUGGCCAACGUUGCCGGUGCCAGGAUGACCGACAAGGCCUGCAUUCCCGCUGCCAUCGUCGCUCGCGGCCAGGGAGACCUGAGCAAGGUUCCUCCCGGUGUCUUUGAUGGUUGCCAACCCAGCGAUGGCGGCCAGGAGACCUUUAAGGUUGAGAAGAGCAACUGCGACACUGAGAAGUGGGUUGCCUUUGACAUCGUCGGUGCCUACCACCUGCACACUGCCAUGUUCUCCAUCGACAACCACUCCAUGUGGGUCUACGCCAUGGACGGUGCCUAUGUCCUUCCCCAAGAGGUCGAGGCCCUGCCCGUCACCAAUGGUGACCGCUACUCCGUUCUCGUCAAGUACAAGCAGCAGGGUGACUUCACCAUCCGGUCCGCCUCCCUCAUCGCCACGCAGAUGAUCAGCGGUACCGCUCUCCUCCAGUGGCGCGAGAAGGGCCAGGCUGAGCCCCAGAUUGUUGCUUCUACCCCCUGGGUCCGUGACAACGGCCAGCCCGUCUCCCGCGACGUCCGCGUCUUCCGCCAGGCCCUCGCCAAGCCCUACCCUCCCAUCACCAUCCCCCGCAACGGUGACGCUCUGCACAAGUUCGUGAUGCACGCCUCGGGCGGCUCUUACUACUGGGCGCUGAACGACACCGUUCUCCUGCCUGCGGACUACGAGAACGACACCCCUGUCCUCUUCGGCGUCCAGGCCGCAGAGAAUGACCCCACCAUCCUCUCGACCAAGAACGCCACCUGGGUCGACAUGGUCUUCCAGGUUGGCAACUCGCCGCAGCCUCCUCACCCCAUCCACAAGCACGGCAACAAGAUGUUCCUGCUCGGCUCCGGCUCCGGCGAGUUCACUUGGAACUCGGUCGAGGAGGCCGUCGCCGCCAACAGCACCGGCUGGAACCUGGUCGACCCCCCUCGCCGCGACGGCUUUGCGACCCCCAACGCUAUCAACAACCCCACGUGGAUGGUCGUGCGGUACCUUGUCGACAACCCGGGCCCUUGGUUGCUCCACUGCCACAUCCAGAGCCAUAUCAUGGGUGGCAUGUCCGUCAUCAUCCAGGACGGCAUCGACGCCUGGCCCGUCACGCCGAAGGAGUAUGUCAACUACGCUUAAAAGAAGUGAUGUCCAAGAGGGAUCACAUUGCCCAAAGCACAUGCACAAAAGAACAGAACCCUUAAUCGGUGUGUCGAAUUAUGGGAAUCCUAAACUAGAGAUGGAUGGUUACGGCUCGGCGCGAGGGGCGCGGCAGCGGCGGCGGCAUUUGCGUGCGAUUUGUUAAUUCACGACCAAUCUGGUUUGCCAAUCUCCUUUUUCCCUUUUCUUUUUUUCUUUCUAUUUGGUCAUGCGCGGGGCAUAUCUUGGGACAAACCCUCUUAUCCUUUC
Colletotrichum destructivum is the source of this 2753-nucleotide messenger RNA. RefSeq names its product Putative multicopper oxidase, second cupredoxin domain, multicopper oxidase, copper-binding protein. The transcript is spliced from 3 exons. Gene Ontology annotation, molecular function: copper ion binding; oxidoreductase activity. The record is from RefSeq and is a predicted model, not a curated record. Bases 696 to 2483 code for a protein of 595 amino acids. NCBI's taxonomy places the organism in Eukaryota, Fungi, Ascomycota, Sordariomycetes, Glomerellales, Glomerellaceae.